CUUACUUCCGGUUUAGAUAGCGCUCUCGUGAUAGCUGUGCGCGGCUAACCGCUCGCGCGCUUCUCGUGUAAAAGUCACAGCGGGAGGUCUCGUUGGCCGUUAUGACAUUUCCUCCCAGAAGGAGCCGGUGUUCGGUCUCGUGUCGCUAGCUGCCCCCGAGCUGUGACGCUGUUCUGGGCUGAGAGAGAGUCGGAAUGCCCCGAGGACUACAGAAGGACCACAGAGGACUACAAAGAUGGAGGAGAAGGCGUUAGAAGUCUACGACGUGAUCCGGUCCAUCCGGGACCCGGAGAAGCCUAACACCCUGGAGGAGCUGGACGUGGUAACGGAGAACUGUGUGGAGGUCCGGCAGCUCGAGGAGGAAGAGUACCUCAUCAUCAUCAAGUUCUCCCCCACCGUGCCUCACUGCUCUCUGGCCACGCUGAUCGGCCUCUGCUUACAGGUGAAGCUGCAGCGCUGCCUGCCCUUCAAGCACAAGUUGGAAAUCUACAUUUCAGAAGGAACUCAUUCGACUGAAGAAGAUAUCAACAAGCAGAUCAACGAUAAGGAGCGCGUGGCGGCCGCCAUGGAGAACCCCAACCUGAGGGAGAUCGUGGAGCAGUGCGUCAUCGAGCCCGACGACUGACGAGCAGGCUCCGCCCACCGGAGGCUCCGCCCACCGGAGCUCUGAUCAUGAACACUGAAUGAAAGUCGUGAUGGACGCCACGGGGACUUUAAAGAUCUCUCAGGUUCCACCCCGUCUCGCGUCUGAUGGAUAAAUAGUUUAUACAAGCUUUUCUUUGUCCACGGAAAAAACGGAAUCAUGUUGUCAGUGAAACCGAAAGAUCUUUAGUUUGUCAAAGUUUCAUGUAUUUUAAAUAAAUAAUAAUGAUCUGAAA
Molecule: messenger RNA, 878 nt
Organism: Pseudoliparis swirei
Lineage: Eukaryota; Metazoa; Chordata; Actinopteri; Perciformes; Liparidae
Gene: ciao2a
Product: cytosolic iron-sulfur assembly component 2A
Exons: 5
Coding region: 236-625 (129 amino acids)
Source: RefSeq, a predicted model, not a curated record